CCGCGCAGCUUCCCCGCCCGACCAACUCACUCACCUGGCCGCUUUCCUGCCCCGGUGCCCACCCCUAAUCCGGCAAUAAACAACAACAAAGUUCAUCACGGUGCCGCCUAUAACACCCUCCUCCCUCCCUCCAUCGCUUGACCAUGCCGGGUCUUGUCCCCUCCACCUCCACCUCCCACCUCUUCUGCCGCAGCCUCGCCGCCGCCAGGACGCUCUCCGCCGCCGCCGGACACUCCUCCUCGUCCACCUCCUCCUCCUCCGUCAAGAUGGCGCGCUCGGCGCUGGACGAGGUGACCGACACCGGCGCCUUCGACCGGACGCCGUCCACCUUCCGGAGCUUCGUGUCGAGGGACGCCUCCGCCCGCUUCCCCGCGGUGGCGGGCAGGUACCACCUCUACGUCUCCUACGCCUGCCCCUGGGCGUCCCGCUGCCUCGCCUACCUCAAGCUCAAGGGCCUCGACCACGCCAUCAGCUUCUCGUCUGUGAAGCCCAUCUUCGAGCGGACCAGGGAGUCCGACGACCACCUGGGGUGGGUGUUCCCGGCCAGCGCCGGCGAGGUGCCCGGCGCCGACCCCGACCCCUUCAACGGCGCCAAGAGCGUCAGGGACCUGUACGAGAUCGCGAGCACCAGCUACACCGGCAAACCCACUGUUCCCGUGCUGUGGGACAAGCAGCUGAAGACGGUGGUGAACAACGAGAGCAGCGAGAUCAUCCGCAUGCUCAACUCGGAGUUCAACGGCAUCGCCGAGAACCCCGGGCUGGACCUCAACCCGGCGCACCUCCAGGCCUCCAUCGACGAGGUCAACGGCCUCGUCUACGACGCCAUCAACAACGGCGUCUACAAGUGCGGCUUCGCCAAGAAGCAGGGGCCAUACGACGAGGCCGUCACGACGCUGUACGAGGCUCUGGACAAGUGCGAGGAGAUCCUGGGCAUGCAGCGGUACAUGUGCGGCAACCAGCUCACCGAGGCCGACGUCCGCCUCUUCGUCACGCUCAUAAGAUUUGACGAGGUAUGUUUACGCCGUUCACUUCAAGUGCAACAAGAAGCUCCUGAGGGAGUACCCCAACCUGUUCAACUACACCAAGGACAUGUACCAGAUCCCCGGGAUCAGCAGCACGGUGAACAUGGAGCACAUCAGGAAGCACUACUACGGGAGCCACCCCUCCAUCAACCCCUACGGGAUCAUCCCCCAAGGCCCCAACGUCGACUACAAUGCCCCACAUGACAGGGAAAGGCUGUUCCUGUAAAAUGAAGAAAAAAACGCCGUUUGCUUGUGUGCUUGAGGGUGCUGUGAUUUGCUUUGCUUUGCCUGUGUCCGAAGGUGAAAGUCUUCUUUCGAAUAAUGAUUCCUGUCUCUGCUGUGCGCUGGGAGCAGCAUGCAUGCGUGUCAUAAGGCUCUCUGCAUCCAUGUCGUUUUCAUCCAUUAAUCAGAUGAGUGGAAAAA
Aegilops tauschii subsp. strangulata is the source of this 1445-nucleotide messenger RNA. RefSeq lists its product as uncharacterized. Lineage: Eukaryota; Viridiplantae; Streptophyta; Magnoliopsida; Poales; Poaceae. Gene Ontology annotation, molecular function: glutathione transferase activity. Gene Ontology annotation, cellular component: cytoplasm. The record is from RefSeq and is a predicted model, not a curated record.